AUGCUUCGAUGGUUACAGUUGUUUCGAAAUUGCAGUGUUCAACCCUGUCAUAUGCAGAGAAAUCAAGUUGCUGGUUUACGAUAUUUACAUACAGGAAAAAUGGAUUUAAGAGAAAACCAGCAUCCAUAUACGUGCCAAAACGUCAUCGUAAUGAGGCACAGUGAACGCCUCGAUAACGUCGAACCCUCGUGGAUAUCCACAGCAACACGACCGUGGGAUCCGCCACUGACACACUCGGGUCGGGUUCUAGCAUUCCAAACGGGUCAAGCUAUCCGAAAGAGCCUCGGGUUCCCGGUUCAUCGACUCUUUGUUUCACCUUUUCUACGUUGCGUCCAAACUGCCGCGGAAAUCGUUAUCGCUCUAUCUGCCAUUAACGAUGCUGGUGAAAGUGUAAGCCGUGACCACACUUCUGUUGAUACUUCAAAAGUCAAGGUAUCUAUUGAGAAUGGAUUAUGUGAAAUGCUAAACACAAUAGCUAUUCGUGUCAACGUUGCUCCAGAAGAUGGAAAAUUUAGUUUUGACAUUUCACAGCUUGAAACCAUCUUCCCAAAUGGAACUGUGGAUAAUAAUAAUGUAGAAAUGGUAUAUAAAGAGCUACCUAAAUGGGAAGAAUCAGUUUCACAAGCAAGUGUUAGAUAUCAACAAACAAUUACAAAUCUUGCCGAUAAAUAUCCUACUGAAAACUUGUUACUUGUUACACACGGGGAAGGAACACAAGUGGCUCUUUCUUCAUACACAAAAGAUGUUGUGGAACAUAAAGUGAAAUAUUGUGGUUAUGUACAACUUACACGUCCUAUCUUCAAAAAUGAUCAUUCUUUUGUUGGUGGAAAGUUCAAUUUAGAAACUCACAUUGGUCAAAAUGGGGUGAACUAUAUUUCCUCACAAGAACUUUGA
Molecule: messenger RNA, 894 nt
Organism: Vicia faba (fava bean)
Lineage: Eukaryota; Viridiplantae; Streptophyta; Magnoliopsida; Fabales; Fabaceae
Source: the annotation of a GenBank genome assembly